This is a messenger RNA of Coffea eugenioides, 3147 nucleotides long. Its product is annotated as protein STRUBBELIG-RECEPTOR FAMILY 3-like. Gene Ontology annotation, biological process: protein phosphorylation. Lineage: Eukaryota; Viridiplantae; Streptophyta; Magnoliopsida; Gentianales; Rubiaceae. Gene Ontology annotation, molecular function: protein kinase activity; receptor serine/threonine kinase binding; ATP binding. The record is from RefSeq and is a predicted model, not a curated record. The coding region runs from base 231 to 2642 and encodes 803 amino acids. The transcript is spliced from 17 exons.
GAGGGGAAUUUAUCAAUAGCUUCUCUUUGCAACUUUCUACAUUCUGCCCUUUUGCCAUUCUUUUUCCUUUAUCUAUUUCCUUCCAGCUUCUCUUCCUCUAACAAAGCUGAGAACUUGUUUCUCAUUAGAUUUGCACUCUUCAAUCUUUGAACAGUGAGGUUUUGGAGUGUUUUAUGUAUUGGUUAUACAGAGUGAUUUUACAUUGAAGAAGAAAAUUUUGUUUUGGAUCAAUGAGUAGGAAGAGAUCUAGUGCUGCUUCCUGGGGGAUAGAGAUUUUUCUGGGGUUGAUUUUGAUAUUUGCUGUCAGAAAUUCAGAUGCAUACACCAACCCUGGGGAUGUUGCGGCAAUUAAUAGUCUAUACAUUGCAAUGGGAUCACCCACUCUUCCCGGAUGGGUUGCUAGUGGUGGAGACCCAUGUGGUGAAGCUUGGCAAGGCGUCUCCUGUGACAACAUGAACAACAUAGUUUCAGUAAAACUCAAUGGUGCUAAUUUGGGAGGAGAACUGGGUGAUAACUUAGGAGCAUUUACUACAAUUACUACAAUAGAUCUGAGCAACAAUAACAUUGGAGGUAGUAUUCCAUCCAAUCUACCAGUUACCAUGCAGAACUUUUUUCUUUCAGAUAACAAGUUUUCCGGAAAUAUUCCUGAUUCUAUAUCCAGUCUAACACAGUUGUCAGCUAUGUCUCUGAACGACAACCAGUUAACUGGAGAAAUACCUGAUGCUUUCCAAGGACUUGCUGUUUUGGUCAACCUAGAUUUGUCGAGUAACAGUUUGAGUGGGCAACUGCCAUCAUCAGUACAAAACUUAUCUGCCCUAAGCACUCUCCAUUUGCAAAACAAUCAGCUUUCUGGAACUCUAAAUGUUUUACAGGAUCUUCAUCAACUAACAGAUUUAAAUGUAGAGAAUAAUCAAUUUUCAGGACCUAUACCCGAACAGUUGUUGAACAUUCCAAAAUUUAAAAAAGAUGGAAAUCCAUUCAACAACAGCAUUGCUCAGUCCCCUCCACCUGCAUCGUCAGCAAAACCACCUCCUGCACCGCCAUUUUUUGGGGCACCAACUUCUGUGCAGGCACCACCAACUUCUGUGCAGGCACCACCAACUUCUGGACGAACCCCUGGAAAGCAGGCUGAUGGACCAUCUGCAACUGCAGAAUCAAACAAUAAAACAACAAAGAAAAAAAGUUUAACCACCAAAAGGGUUGUCUGGAUUUCCAUUGCAGCCGUGUUAUCAUUUUUAAUAUUGGUAUUGGUGCUCCUCUUAUGUCUGCCAAGGCGCUUUAGACAGAGGCGUGAAACACACAGAAUCCCCAAGCCUCAUGAAAUAGCUCCAUAUGUAGGAAACAGAGAGAAUCCUAGAGACAACAGUUCCUUGGACCAACCUGGUCAUCGUCAAGAGAAAGAUUCGCGGGUGCCAGUUGAAAUGCCAAAGGAAGAGCUUCAAACGGGCAAAAGAACAGGAGGUUUCAUUCCAAAGCCACAAAAUGUGGAGGCAGAUUCAAAAAAGAUGAGUGCAAUUCCAAAGAGAAAUGAUCAUGAGAUAGACAUGAGUAGAUUUGAUAUUGACUUGAUGUCACCACCGCCCCCACCACCUCCACCACCGCCACCUCCACCUCCACCUCCGCCACCGCUGCCUCUUGUUCAGGAGAAGGUUGUUGUAAAGCCGCUUAACACAACUGAAGAUACAACAGUGAAGCCUACUGCCAGACAUCUUCCACCAACUUCCGUGAGGUCAUAUACAAUCGCAGCUCUUCAGCAAUAUACAAAUAGUUUUUCUCAAGAAAAUCUCAUUGGAGCUGGAAUGCUGGGGGCUGUGUAUAAGGCUGAGCUUCCUAAUGGGAAGUUGCUUGCUGUCAAGAAACUGGACAAAAGGGUUUCUAAUCAACAAAAGGAUGAUGAGUUUUUGGACCUGGUUAACAAUCUUGACAGAAUUCGUCAUGCUAAUGUUGUUGAACUCAUGGGUUACUGUGCGGAACAUGGUCAAAGACUUCUGGUUUAUGAGUACUGCUGCAAUGGAUCACUGCAGGAAGCUUUGCACUCUGAUGAUGAUAUUAGAAAUCAACUUUCAUGGAAUGCCCGGAUCAGAAUGGCUCUUGGUGCUGCAAGAGCUCUAGAGUAUCUGCAUGAGAUCUGUGAGCCACCUAUCAUUCACAGGAACUUCAAGUCUGCCAAUGUUCUUCUUGACGAGGAGCUAGCUGUGCAUGUUUCCGAAUGUGGUUUGGCUUCUUUAAUAACAUCGGGAGCUGUUAGUCAGUUGUCAGGACAACUUCUUACUACAUAUGGAUACGGUGCCCCAGAAUUUGAGUCAGGAGUUUAUACUUCCAAAAGCGAUGUUUACAGCUUCGGGGUUGUGAUGCUGGAACUCUUGACUGGUCGAAUGUCAUAUGACAGGACAAGGACUCGAGGAGAACAAUUUUUGGUCAGAUGGGCUAUUCCACAGCUUCAUGAUAUUGAUGCCUUAUCAAGGAUGGUUGAUCCUUCUCUGAAUGGAAGAUAUCCUGUUAAAUCUUUAUCUCACUUUGCUGACAUUAUUUCACGCUGUGUCCAGCCGGAGCCAGAGUUUAGGCCUCCAAUGUCUGAAGUUGUGCAGGAUCUCAUAGAAAUGAUACGGAGGGAAUCUCCAAACAGAUCAGAUGGCAACUGACUGAGAUUAUCAAACAAGAAAUGGUGAAUCAGUUUCUCUGAAGCUGCAAAACAGACAACAUUUUUUUGGAAAUUGACUUGGGAUAAAUGAUCAGGAACCAACCAUGAACUCGAUUCGCCUGCUGACACGACUCUCAAUUCUUUCAUCAAGGGGGCGCCUGGAAGAAGGUUGCUAAUGAGUAGUUCAACAACCAUUUGGUUGUCUGGUAAUCCUGAUUCUUGGAAUUGGUUAAUUAUCGACAUUCUAGUAUGACUUUUGCAGUGUGUAGAUCCACUUAACCCAAUUGUUUGAUAGGUAUUAUUUAACAUUAAUUGUUGAUAGUGAAAAUCAUUUAGCUGUAUCUUGUUAUUGCUGGGCUACGCCCAUUAUUUUGUAUGGAUGUCUGGGGGCAGUGUUGAAAAGCCCUACAUUGUACAAUAAUUAGGGCCUCUAGUUAUAGUGUAUUUUGAUGAUGAUACCAAAUUUUGUUCAUCUGAGAAUGAAAACUAUUGCAAUUAUGUUAAAA